Pecten maximus is the source of this 1886-nucleotide messenger RNA. RefSeq lists its product as uncharacterized. NCBI's taxonomy places the organism in Eukaryota, Metazoa, Mollusca, Bivalvia, Pectinida, Pectinidae. The transcript is spliced from 9 exons. The record is from RefSeq and is a predicted model, not a curated record. Bases 528 to 1886 code for a protein of 452 amino acids.
UCUUGAUGAAACUUUUUCUGGAGAUGAUUCUGAUGAUCAUACUCAAUCUGUGGAUCCUGUAAAGGAGAAGGUUACAUCACUGUGUACAUUUAAAGUUGAUACAAGUUCAAUGCCCUCUAAAGGACGCAGUAAAAAGCAGAAAAAGAAAAGGAAAGAAACAGUCAAAUUAGAGGGUCCGGUACUUCCAUUUGGUAAUGCUGACUAUGUAGAUGUAGAUUUUCUGUAUUUGAAGGAAGAAUUAUCACUAUCUACAGCAAGGUGUGUAUUUGCUGAAGUUCCAUCUCUGGUAGAACUUUGCAUAUUUGCAUCCAGAAAGUUGCCACAAGGGCAGAAGAACACAAACAUUGAUUCCGGGGGGAAUUAAAUCAAUCUUAAGACUUUCCAACAGUCGUUUAGGACUACAGAAGAUUCAGUUAUCAUGGUUGUUUAAGAUACUUCCGUUUAUCGAACAGAAAUUCGCUGACGAUCUCAAAUAUCGAAUACCAUGCAAACUCCAAUUUCCGUAUCGAAACAUCUGGUGCUCAGAUAUGUACUCAAAAGAUAUUGUAUCGCGAAAUUAUGAUGAGCAUCACUCCUAUAAUAGGAUAUCAGCCACAUGUUAUCUACCAUACACGUUUGUUUGGAGCACACAGUAUGAAACCCAAACAGAUCAUCUUACUUUCACUCUCCAACUAUCAGCCCUGGCAAAUGUUAUUGAUCUCAUGUUGCUUCCAACGGUCCCUCACAAAUCUGUAAACAGGAGGCGGGGAUUUAACAGCCAAUCAGAAGAAGACAUGUUGUCAGCUGAUAUGGAAAGGAUGCUGUUACGAAUCAAGGCCGAGCUGGAAAAGAAGUUCCCUCUUACAAUAAAGAAUCUUUACCAUCAAGUACUGCCGUACGUGUUCUGGGCCCGAGGACUCAUUUCCAAGGCUGCCCACCUGUUUUCUGAUCUAGCAUCCAAGGAAGAGAAAUGCAGAAUGAAAGCACGAUAUUUAUACGAAGUCGGGAGGAUGUACUCGCACUUUGACGAAGCUGAGACAGCCAUUGUCUUUUACAAAGGGGCGGAGGAUGCAGUUCUGGCUAAGUCAAAACACAGAACAGAAAGAAUCAUCAGAGAAGUUGAACAACAAACCAAAGACCUGUGUGCUGAUGCCUAUGAUCAAGGACCAAUGACCCGACUCAAAGCUGAGCAAGCAUCCAAAUCAUGGACUCUCGCAAUCCACUUUGCUGAUAGAGAACGAUUGCAGACUCCGCAUCCAGGAAUAUAUGCAGCAGAGUCUCUGUUAUGUUUCCAUGCCAGGAUCGGAAGAGAUGAUGUGAAGUCAUGGCUGCUUUCCUGUGUGGAAUGCCUUGAGAGGAUCGCCCAGAGUUGUCCUGCGGUCUACUUCUACCUGUCACAGAUAUAUGCCUGGGCAGGAAUGACAAAGGAUUCGACGACAGCCUACAGAACAUAUGUCAACAAAGGGUAUGUAGGGGGCUCUACUCUGGCCCCAGGACAAGAGACAAGCAGCAGUGGGAGGAUAUCCAGGCAGCCCUGGGGAGUACUACUGCUGAUGGUCCAGAGGCCUUUUACUGACACCCCUAAACCUCUGUCUGUACUCUGGAGGACCAGGCUGGGACCUCCAAGGUUCUCCAAUAUCACAGAGCAACAUGUGAGCUGGGAAGCUGACAUGAGAAGUAUUGAUGUCAAUCUUACACUGAGUAAGGAUGGAAAAAUUACGGGAGACUUUGAGAUGAUACUGCCCUCGAUCAGAGGAGUACAGUUAGACCCACACACAGGAAUUCUGUGUUUCCCACAUGUGCCUGUCGAAACUGUGACAUGGAAGUCUUUCUACGAAUUUAACAUGGAACGUCAGUAUUCUACAGGUGAGUUCACUAUUAAGUAUACCAAAGAUCUUAAAAAGUAA